Molecule: messenger RNA, 2129 nt
Organism: Acomys russatus (golden spiny mouse)
Lineage: Eukaryota; Metazoa; Chordata; Mammalia; Rodentia; Muridae
Gene: Hirip3
Product: HIRA interacting protein 3
Exons: 6
Coding region: 1-1686 (561 amino acids)
Cellular component (GO): nucleus
Source: RefSeq, a predicted model, not a curated record
AUGACCCGCCUGGGAGUAGCGCCCCAGACGAGAGUCCCGCUACCCAGAGCCAAGCCGGCCCGGCCUCUCACACCUCCACUUCCGGGGACUUUGCAAUUGGACUACAACUCCCAGAGAGAAGCAGGCACUGAGGAGGCUGGUGGAGGAGGAGCUGCUGAAGAUGCAGGUGUGGGUGUGAGCCUGGGCCAGGGGAGACAGGGUUUACUGCUGAGGGCUUGGGGCAGGACACAACCUUGGUUCGGUUUGCUCGCAUGCCCACAGGCCUAUGCUGGUACCAGGGAAGGAAAGCUAGACUUUAUCAAAGCGAAGAGGUCUCCUGCUCCCUGCAGUGGCCCAGAGAGAAAAAGGUCCCGCUUCAAUUCCGAGUCAGAAUCCAGCUCCACAUCCUUCAGUCCGGACUGCUCCGGAUCCCCAACAAAAGGCAGCACGACCAAGAAGGCGUAUCCAAGGAGAGCCUUAAAGAAAGCAGCUGAAAGCACGGAUGAAGAACAGCAAACAGGCCUGGUUGCAAAGAUGGGAUCAGAGGACAGCAGUGAGGAGGAAGGGGAGGGCUCUGUCAGAUCAGGUGAGGUCCGGAAGGAAGAGAACACCGAGGAAGAGGAUGAUGUGGGAAAAAAGCAGAAGGCUAGGGCUAGAAAGAAAGCUGGAGCCAAGAAGAAGCCAGCAGCACGCCAGGCCUCAGCAAGUAAGCAGGCUAGGGAAGGGAGUGAAAGCGGCGGGGAAGGUGCACAGAGAGGAGUGAAGGCGGAGGCCCACGCAAGUGCUAAACCACACGCGGAAAGUGAGGACAGUGAGGAGGAGACGCUAGCGAAGAGCAAGUGCAGGGAGCCCAGGUCCAGAGGCAGCAAAGGAGAGAGAACGAGGCAUAAGCAGAAAAGCAAGACUGCCAGGCUAACUGGAGGCCGUGGAGAUGGUGAGGAAGAGGAGGAGAGGGGGGAGGUGAGUAGUGGGGACAGCAGUGGGGAGGACGAGAAGGCAGCAAAGAGAAAGAGCAAUGACAGGACCCAGCCUGAGAGUGGGCGAAGGCAGAGAGCAAGCAGUGAGGAGGAUGAAAACAGUACGCAGGUGCAAGCUACUGCUCAGGGCAGCGUGAAUGGUGAGAGUGAUAGGGAGGGCGAAGCGAGUGACUCCCAGGCAGGAGGGAGCACCAGAGAGGAAAGGAGGAACCGUUCUUCCAAGAAGAGCUCCAAGAAAGGCAGAGCACGCAGUUCCUCUUCCUCAUCAGAUUCAAGUGCAAAACCCACAGGCCCGAAGGCUGCCUCUCGUAGCCGCAGAGAGGACCACCCAGCUCUGGUGAGACUAAAGCGUUAUAUUCGGGCGUGUGGUGCCCAUCGAAACUACAAGAAGCUGCUGAGCUCCUGUCGCUCCCACAAGGAAUGCCUGCGUGUCCUCAGGGCUGAACUGGAAGCUCUGGGCAUGAAGGGCAAUCCUUCCUUGGAGAAGUGUCGGGCCCUGAAGGAACAGCGGGAAGAGGCAGCCGAAUUGGCUUCCUUGGAUGCUGCCAACAUCAUCAGCAGUUCAGGCCGACCACGAAGACGAAAUGCCUGGAAGCCUUCAGGGGAAGGAACUCCCCCAGGGGAGCUUUAUCGUCGAGCCCUGGACUCGGAAGAGGACCGGCCACGCCAAGCACCUCCAGACUGGUCCCAUAUGCGUGGCAUCAUCAGCAGUGACGGUGAGAGUAGCUGAACUCCAUGUCCCAGGAUGCACCUUACCCUGUUGUACAAGAGCCUGCAGUGCAGAAGCAGCUUUCACAGACAACUAGAGGCGCAGGGGUCUCAGCUGUUGGCACACUACUCCAUUUCAUGUUCUCUAAGGUGGUUUUAGGGUUGGGGGGUUGUUUUGUUUUUAAAGACUUAAUAAAAAACAUUUGUAAUUACUUCAUCUGAACUGGUCCCUAACUCUCAUGCCCUGUCUGUCCUUUGGGGCCAAGAAAUUGGAAGUAGCCCUUGCUACUAGGCAAUAAAGUCUAGUGCUCUUUCUUAGUGGUUCCCCAGUUGUCCUAGCCCCUGGGCUGUGUCAGAGAGAGGAUAUGGCUCCUUUUCCUCCAGGGUGACCAGUUGGUGUCUCUGAUCAAACUGGCCCGUGUGGGAAAGACUGUAAGCUUUGUCACAGGUGAAAGCAGUCUUGGC